AUGCUGUUUCAAUCUUUACUACUAUUAAUUACAAGCAGUGUCAAAGCCAAUGGUUUACUCUCAUUAUUGCCAGAUUCAUCAUUUAUCGGAAGCUCUUAUAUUCGAUUGCCGCCGAUUCUUGGAUCAAAAUCGUUCGCAUGUUUUUCAACAGACACAUGGCUAACAACACCAAACGGAAAAAAGCGAAUGGAUCAAAUUGCAGUCGGCGACAUGGUUCUAACAGCCAAUAUGACAGCUACAUUUUUCACACCAAUUACUACUUGGAUGCAUCGAGAGCCUGAAGAGAGAUAUCAAUUCUAUACCAUUAUGACUGAAUAUGGUAAAAUGCUGGCGGUUACCGCGAAGCAUUUGGUUUACAGAAAUUUAUGUGAUGAGAACUAUGAGGAAUUUGUCAAUUAUUUUCCAAAAAAUCGGAAUGCAGUUUUUGCCGAUGAAUUAAAGAUUGGCGACUGCCUCAUUCUUUUAUACAAAGGAAAAUAUCGCCAACAGCGUAUAAUGCGCAUUUCUAUAACCGAAAGAAAAGGCAUUUUCGCGCCGAUAACGUCGAAUGGCCGGAUUAUUGUCAAUGAUAUUAUUGCUUCAACCUACAGUGAAGUGAAACAUAUCAAGUUUCAGAUGAAAUAUUUUGCGGUUGUUUCUCAAAUUCAAGAAUUCUUGAAGAUUUUCGGAGAAUCUUUUUACAAUAAGGUUACUAUUCCAGUCGGGUCUUCUUUGGCGUCUGAUAUCCUUUUACUCCUUCUACCAGUACCGGUUACAUCUAAUUAA
Molecule: messenger RNA, 765 nt
Organism: Caenorhabditis bovis
Lineage: Eukaryota; Metazoa; Nematoda; Chromadorea; Rhabditida; Rhabditidae
Source: the annotation of a GenBank genome assembly